Molecule: messenger RNA, 2446 nt
Organism: Salvia splendens (bonfire salvia)
Lineage: Eukaryota; Viridiplantae; Streptophyta; Magnoliopsida; Lamiales; Lamiaceae
Exons: 3
Coding region: 1184-2329 (381 amino acids)
Source: RefSeq, a predicted model, not a curated record
UUCAUCAAACACAAUUUCCCAGUGCUUUCCCCAAUGUGCAGGUACUCGUCGAACAAAUCCGUCGUUUGUCCUGUAGCAAGCUGACGGAUUGCUGCAGUACAUUUAUAGAGUGUCGUGAGACUGGGACGACCAGUAGCGUCGAACCCUUCUUGGAAGUACUCUUCCCGGGCCGCCAAUGUAUUUGUGAUAUGCAUAAAUAGCUCCCGCCGUAUGCAGAAACGACGACGGAAGUAGGUAUCUCCGCAUACCGGGUUCUCACAAAAGUAAUCUCGUACCAACCUUGCGGCGACUUCCUCCCAGUCACGAUGGAUGUAUUUCCGGGGUUGCUUUUGACGCACCGCGGCUUCUUCCUCCUCCCUACGUCGAUCUGCUUCUAGCGAUUCUUCCAUCAUUCGACGCAUUAGCUCAAAUGGAUCCAUGAAUGGGUUAAAUUUGGGAGAAGAAUUUGAGAGGAAAGAAAGAUAAUAUGAUAGUGAUGAGAAGAAAAAAUGAUGAGAGAUAGUGUGUUUGUAUGUAAAAUGAAAGAGGUUAAUAGGAGUAUUUAUAGAAUAAAAAAAGAAACAAAAAUUACCGUUAAUUUUUUUUUUCAAAAAAUCAAUUUUUUUAAAAAAAUACUUAUUGCGUCAUCAUGACGAUGCCACUCGCGUGCCGGCGAGUGGGCGUCACGCCGCGCGCCAGAGCUCGCCACAUGGCGUUGGCGUGUGGCGAGACAGCCCGCCACCCCCUCCCCUUCCCCUCAGGCUACGCGACGAAUCGGAGCAUCCACAUCGAUGUCUCGAUGCGGUCUCGUCUUGCCGGGACGAGACUGAGCUCGCAUCGAGACACCAAUGCAAAUGCUCUUAUAUGCUUUUGCACGCAUCCUCAUGGAACGGGCUGCCUAUAGCAGCGCCGUGCUUAGCAACUAAGCACGCGGUGACGCACUCCGGCAGACCACGCCCACGCCCACCAAUUAUAAUUGAAGUAGUUGCAGUUGUACUAAAUUGCAUUUAAUGACACAGUCUGUCACCAAUUUUAGCCACUAAGUAAAAAACAUCCACAUUUAGUUUAAUAUACUUCAUGAUCCCCACCCACUUUAAAUUAAUUAAAUAAUACCACCAUGUGGAGAUAACUACAAGAAACAAUCAAGUCCUAUAAAAAUCAAACCCAAUAAAAUCCCACCUCAAACUGGAUCUUCCUAAUUAAGAUGAAAAACCAUGUGUUCUCUAGCGAUGAAGACCAAAAUGGAAUGGCCAGAUCAUCAUCUUUCUACUGGUGGAAAUCCCUCGAAGAAUUCGACGAAAAUGGCAAUUUCAAGAUUGAGAUGAAUUCAUCAGACAUCUCAACCCUGACACCGAGAAUGAGAGUUUUGAGAGAGAUGGAGAGAUUGGCCUUCGUUUCUGUCGAAGGUUUGGAUGAUUUCAGACACAAAUUGCUGAGUUAUAGAGCUGGAGAUUUAUGGCUUCCUGUCGGUGGGAUAAAGAAGGAAGAAAUGGAUAUUCCACCUGUCAUCACAAUCCUCUUGACUGGCAUGGUUGGGUCUGGUAAAAGCUCUCUAAUCAACUUGAUGUAUAGUGUUCUUGGAAGAUCUGGAUUGAUCCCUUUUGCUCAGACAUCAGUUAAUAUGCAUAUGAAAUUAGGCGAAUCAUCAGACUACACAACUAUGUUUCUUGAAGAGCACAAUGUGUUGAGAUCUCCUAGGAGUGGAUUGUGUGUCUACGACACCAGAGGCUUUGACCACAUUCUCAUAGACGACGAGAUUUCAACGUGGAUGACUGACGGCGUUAGGCACAACCAACCUUGCUACAGAUUAGAAGAUGAUCGAAAAUUUAUGAGAUUAAAUAGCUCAAGAUAUGUCAAGAGAAGGGUCAAUUGUGUGAUGGUUGUGGCUGAUUUAUUACAAAUUCACCAGGCCUUCAAUUCUUCUGAUUUCAAAUCGAUUGAGUCGUUGAAGUCCCUUUUUCAUUUGGAUUGCAUCAAAAAUUUGAAUGAGAAUCCGAUCUUAAUUCUAACACACGGUGACCUUCUAAGUCCGGAAGAUAGGAUUGGGGAGAGGCUGAAAAUAUGUGAAUAUUUAGGUAUACCGGAGACGAGUGGGGCAUACGACGUGGCAUGCUUGACGGAGAAAGGGAUUCUUGUUGAAGACUGUGAUCCGGUAACGGCGUUCGCACUAACGGAGGCUGUUUAUAGGGCUUUACUGCAAUCAGACAGAUCUCAUCUGCCUAAGAGGAAAUUUGUGGAUUUGAUUAUCAUGUUUUUAUUAUGGAUAAUGAGCUGCAUUGCUACAUUCUUUGCAAUUCUUGCUCAUUUCUUCUCAAAAUUUGGGCAUCAUGAUAAGAAACUUAAGAUGUGAUUGUGUUUAAACUUUAAUUGUAAUCCUAGUUUGUGGUUCUUGAUGUUAAGGUUUGAUGGACAUGUUAAUGUUUUGGGAGUGAUUUAUCAAUUAAUAUGUGUAUGUUUUGUGUGAUAA